GAAUGGAAAUACAUGGAAAAUGCUGGCAACUAAAGCCUGGCAAGUUUAUGCAUGAACUAUACAUAAGCAAUUUCCUGGUAGCUUCAAAUGCUCAAAAUUUUGGAAAUACAAGCGUAUGGAAUUGCUCUACUUCUAUCGCCCGCCGUUAUCUUCUACCAAAAAAAAAUCUUGAAUAGUUAUUGUACCUAUACUCAAAAGUCUUGGUCAAAUUCCAUCUCUAUCUCCCAAGCACAAUUCACAAUUUCCAAAGCUACACAUUUCUUGUUACUUGGUUUACAUUAUAUUAAAGGAAGGAGCAGUAGAACAGCCUUCCUAUCUCUUUCAUUUCUUUGAAAAAUGAUAGUUUAGAUUGAUUUAACAAUAUAUUACCGAUCAAAAACACCUUCUAUUACCAAUUCUUCUCUUCUUCAUCUUCUUUUGAGGAAGGAAAAAACAUGGUUGCCCAUGUCUUCCUGCUGCCCCAUGUAGUACAUUCCAUCUUCACCCUCUUCUUUCUCUUAAGCUUUGUUACGCCAUCUUGUUGUGAAGGCGAUCAGGAUUUUUCUGAGUGCUUAAAACCAUUCCACUGUGGACUCCUGUCAAAUCUUAGUUAUCCUUUCUGGGAUGAUAGCCGAUCUGAAAUCUGUGGUUUUCUAGGGUUGAAGCUCCGGUGCCAAGAAGGUAAGCGCCCUGUUAUAUCUAUAAAUAAUGAAGAAUUUUUUGUAAAGUCCGUAGAUCAACCCCAACAUGUGAUGACCAUUGCUCUAUGGGAGACUGUUUGUCCUCUUGAUAAUGUCUCCCAAUUUCCUGACACAAGUCUAAACGAGACUCCAUUCAGCUAUGUGCCAGCGUUUGAAGACAUAACUCUAUUCUACAAUUGCACAAACCAGAUAACGAUGAUACCGGAUGCAUACAGAGUUUCAUGUGGAGAAAAUGGUCCACGGAAUGCAUUUUAUGCAACUGAUGAUGCGUCUUUUAGGGGCCAAGACCUCCCAGAUUGUAACACCAGUGUGAAGGCUUCAGUUCCAAGUCGAGAACUUAUCCGUGGAUUGGAAAAUUUAACUAGAGUUUUGAUAGAAGGGUUUAAUGUAACCUACAAGUUUAAUCAUUCCUGCGGCGCCGACCCUUCUCCGACCCUUUUUGAAUGCCUUUGCCGUGAGAAACCCGAUCGUGCUGGGUGUCCAAAAGACAAUAAUCCGAAUGUGCCAGCGAAAGUUGGUAUAGGUGUUGGGGCUUUUCUUGGUGGAGUCAUAGCCUGUGUAAUUGUCUUCAUCUAUCUACGUCGCAGGAGAAAACCAUAUGCUCCAUCUUCCUUUGUCUCUAAAAGCACCACAUCAGACUUCUCAAAGUCAGAUAUUGAGAAAGGAGAGCAUUACUUUGCGGUCCAUCUCUUUAGCUAUUCUGAGCUUGAAGAGGCCACUAACAAUUUUGAUUCUGCCAAGGAACUUGGAGAUGGAGGUUUUGGCACGGUAUAUUAUGGAAAACUCCGAGAUGGGCGUGCUGUUGCAGUCAAACGCUUGUAUGAGAACAAUUACAAGAGAGUUGAGCAGUUUAUGAAUGAAGUUGAUAUCCUAACUCGCUUGCACCAUCAACAUCUUGUCUCACUAUAUGGGUGCACCUCUCGCCACUGCCGUGAGCUCCUACUUGUAUACGAGUACAUUCCCAAUGGCACAGUUGCUGAUCAUCUUCAUGGAGAAAGGGCUAAGCCUGGUGCACUCCCAUGGUGUACUCGAAUUAAAAUUGCUGUAGAGACUGCUAGUGCAUUGGCAUAUCUACAUGCUUCAGAUAUCAUCCAUCGUGAUGUGAAAACCAACAACAUUCUUCUUGACAACAAUUUUUGUGUUAAAGUUGCAGAUUUUGGAUUGUCUCGCUUCUUUCCAAUGGAUGUUACUCAUGUUUCAACUGCUCCACAAGGAACUCCUGGUUAUGUUGAUCCAGAGUAUCAUGAAUGCUAUCAGCUGACUGACAAGAGUGAUGUCUAUAGUUUUGGGGUGGUCUUGGUUGAGCUUAUAUCAUCCAUGCCUGCCGUUGAUAUCACUAGGCAUCGCCAUGAGAUUAAUUUGUCCAACAUGGCAAUCAAUAAGAUACAAAGCGACGCAUUGGAUGAACUUGUAGACCAUAAUCUUGGGUUUGAAUCAGAUAAUACUGCAAGGGGAAUGAUAACUGCAGUGGCAGAGUUGGCAUUUCAAUGUCUGCAAAGCGCAAAGGAGUUGAGACCAUCUAUGGAACAAGUGUUAGAGACUCUAAAGGAGAUACAAAAUAAGGACUAUGAUAUAGAAAAAAAGACACAGGAGACGGAUAUUCCAUCAGAUGAUGUUGGGUUGUUGAAGAGUGGUCAGCUGCCACGUUCUCCAGAUACAGUCAUGAUGAAAUGGCUUAGCAAUUCCACUACACCUAAUAUCAGUGGUUAAGUUUCUCUUGUUUCAUCGAGUUUUCCAGUAAAUAGACCGGUAGCUUUGAAGUGGCAACAUACAUGAGUAUUUUGGAAGGGAUGUACGCAUGGUUUGAAAAGUCAUGGUUAUAUUCAACUGAUUUUUACCUUUGUACUAUAAUUGUAAGUUAAAAUCAAAUAUUGUUUUAUUCUUUAUACUGAUUUUACCUUAGCAACAUGUUCUCUAACAAUGACAUUUACAUUCUUAAAUGCAAUGUGGCCUAGCUUAGUGCA
Messenger RNA from Hevea brasiliensis (rubber tree), 2644 nucleotides. RefSeq names its product LEAF RUST 10 DISEASE-RESISTANCE LOCUS RECEPTOR-LIKE PROTEIN KINASE-like 1.2. The transcript has 4 exons. The record is from RefSeq and is a predicted model, not a curated record. Gene Ontology annotation, molecular function: ATP binding; protein kinase activity; polysaccharide binding. Gene Ontology annotation, biological process: protein phosphorylation. Lineage: Eukaryota; Viridiplantae; Streptophyta; Magnoliopsida; Malpighiales; Euphorbiaceae. The coding region runs from base 435 to 2390 and encodes 651 amino acids.